UUUUUGAGGAAUUUGUAGCUUCUGUUCUGUUCUCUCACUGGGCGCUUCCUCUUUUGGCUAGUUUCCCAUGGACGACUCCGACAACUACAACAACAAAAAUGACACUCCCUCUGCCUCUUUUUGUGUCAAUUCGUCCGAACAAGAAAGAUCAAAAGAAGAACAGGAACUACACGAGCUUGUGGUUCCAAAUCUUCGAGACCUCCCAGUUACCCCUCCUUCUGCGGUCGAGGCCAAUUUCGUUUGCUACUUCGCUCCAGAUUUUAUGAAGCCAGCACACGAUCAGUACAUUUAUCGCCAUGCAAACGGGUUAUGCGUAAUCGGCUUGGCUCCGACCCAUGUGGCUUUAAAGGAGAAAGGAGUUACCGCAGUCGAUUUCAAUGUGGGGAAGUCUAAUCGGAGUGAGAUCAAGGUCACUGGAAAGCGUAAAAAGAAUGCACAACACUUUGAAGCUAACACAGCUUUGUGUAAAGUGUGCACAAGUGAUGCUUCCUAUAUUGUGAGAUGUUGUGUAAAGGGCUCUCUAUUGGAAGUGAAUGAUAGGCUAAUUGACCAGCCAGGAUUGCUGAACUCAUCGUUUUGCAUCACAGGCGCAUAGAGAAGGAUAUAUAGCAAUUAUAAUGCCCAGACCAACCGAUUGGCUUAAGAGCAAGAAUUCACUGUUGAGCCUUGAAGACUACAAGAAGUUGAGAGAGAUUUCCUGACCCAUCCAAUAGUAUUUCUUCAAUUGACCAUAGAUGUCGUCCACUGCAACUCUUGGGUUAUUCCAUCUAUGGGCUUGAUAUAGGAGAUUUCCUCAUGGAAAGAGGCAGCUCGACCUGAUAUUCUGACUGAAAUUCAUUUGUUUCAUUUUCAUCUGGGCAUGCUACUCUAACCGGGACUCUCAGAGAAGCUUCAUAAAUCUAAGGAAUCUGCCUUGUGGCAGCUCUCAAGUGGCUACCCACUGAUUUUGGUUAUUCUCCCCCCCCCGCCCCCCUUUCUUUAUUGUACUAUCUUUACCCCGUUCACCCAGGCUUGUUUACUAAUUGCUUAAAUGGAUAAUUUUUCUUUCAUAUUAUUUAUUUCAUUUUAAGGCAAAACUGUUAAUGUGU
Messenger RNA from Macadamia integrifolia, 1088 nucleotides. RefSeq names its product protein Abitram. Bases 68 to 595 code for a protein of 175 amino acids. The transcript is spliced from 6 exons. Lineage: Eukaryota; Viridiplantae; Streptophyta; Magnoliopsida; Proteales; Proteaceae. Gene Ontology annotation, cellular component: nucleus. The record is from RefSeq and is a predicted model, not a curated record.